AUGGAGAUUUUCUCCUUCAACCUCCUCCUCUUUGUCUCCUUCGUUAUUCUCUCCAAGCUUAUUGCAAUAAUUUACAGGCACAGAUGCCAACAUAAACUCCCUAACCUUCCUCCAGGCAAUCCAGGCCUCCCUUUUAUAGGAGAGAGCCUUGAUUUCUUGGCAAAAGGAUGGAAAGGUUGCCCUGAAAACUUCAUUUUCGAUCGAAUUCGUAAAUAUUCAUCCGAAAUAUUCAAAACAAACCUUUUUGGUCAGCCUGUAGUAAUCUUGAGUGGUGCUUCAGGGAACAAGUUCUUAUUCUCCAAUGAGAACAAACUUGUCGAAACGUGGUGGCCUGAAUUUGUGAACAAGAUCUUUCCAUCCUCAGUGGAAAGGUCACCCAAAGAAGAAGCAAAACGGAUGCGUAAGUUGUUUCCUCAAUUCUUGAAACCUGAGGCCCUGCAGAGGUAUAUAGAAAUCAUGGAUAUGGUUACUCAAAGACACUUCGCCUUGGAUUGGGAAAAUAAAGCUGAAGUAGUUGUUUUCCCUCUGGCAAAAAGCUACACAUUCGAGUUGGCUUGUCACUUGUUUCUAAGUAUUGAAGAUCCUGGCCACAUAGCUAGAUUUUCCCACCCGUUCGACCAUAUAGCCUCUGGUAUUUUUACCAUCCCCAUUGAUUUGCCUGCAACUCCAUUUAAUCGUGCCAUCAAGGCCUCUAACUUCAUCAGAACUGAGCUUUCGGCCAUUAUCAGACAAAGAAAGAAGGAUCUUGCUGAAGGAAAGGCAUCCCCCGCACAAGACAUAUUGUCACACAUGAUGUUAAGCUUUGAUGAGGAUGGACAGUACAUGAACGAGGUGGAGAUAGCUGACAAGAUUCUUGCAUUAUUGAUGGGUGGACAUGAAAGCACCAGUGCUGCUUGUACCUUCGUUGUCAAAUACCUUGCGGAGCUGCCUUAUAUCUACGAAGGAGUUUACAAGGAACAAAUUGAUAUCAUCAAAUCCAAAAAAACUGGUGAGUUGUUGAAUUGGGAGGAUAUUCAAAAGAUGAAAUAUUCAUGGAAUGUAGCUUGUGAAAUGAUGAGACUCUCACCACCAUUCCCUGGUAACUUUAAAGAAGCCAUCAAUGACUUUGCUUUCAAAGGUUUCUCCAUCCCAAAGGGCUGGAAGUUGUAUUGGAGUGCAAGCUCAACGCAUAAAAAUCCAGAAUACUUUCCUGAACCUGAAAAGUUCGAUCCUAGUAGAUUUGAAGGGAAAGGUCCAGCCCCUUACACAUUUAUUCCAUUUGGUGGAGGACCCAGGAUGUGCCCUGGAAGUGAAUAUGCUCGAGUGGAAAUUCUUGUUUUCAUGCACAACUUGGUGAAAAGGUUCAGAUUUGCUAAAUUGAUUCCAGAUGAGAAGAUAGUAUUCAAUCCAACCCCAAGACCUGCAAUGGGACUUCCAGUUCGCCUUCUUCCUCACAAAGCUUAA
Dovyalis caffra is the source of this 1443-nucleotide messenger RNA. Lineage: Eukaryota; Viridiplantae; Streptophyta; Magnoliopsida; Malpighiales; Salicaceae. The record is from the annotation of a GenBank genome assembly.